GGGAACGAUCUAGGUUCCAAUUAAGAUACGCGCAAACGGCCAGCCACAAACGGCCAAGCCUAAUUUCUUUUGCGGUGAAAUUUGAGUCCCAGUGGCUUCAAUCCUUCGGUGCAUAAGUAUGGGGUUCCCAGCAAGACCAAAUCUUUUGUUCUAGACAUUUCAAUCGUUCCAUUUCGUUUCAAUCUGUCACUAUGAGGGUUUCAAUUCUUUCACUUAGUUUGUUGGCUUCAAGUUUUGCAUUGCUCGCGCUGGGCAAUCUUGAUUGUCAAGAAACAGUCCGUUUUCCAAUUACGUUGACAUGGGAGAAAGGGGCUCCAGAUGGAUUCGAGAGAGAUAUGAUCUUAAUGAAUGGCCAAUUUCCAGGACCAACUUUGGAAAUGAAGGAAGGAGCCAAUGUCGAGUUCACUGUAAUCAACAGACUACCCUUCGAAACAACAAUACAUUUCCAUGGCAUUGAGCAAUUGAAAUCUCCGUGGUCCGAUGGUGUCCCUGGAGUCACCCAAAAACCAAUCCCGCCUGGAAGUACAUUCGUCUACAAAUGGAAAGCUACUCAGUAUGGCACAUACUGGUACCAUGCUCACUUGGCCGGACAACUUGAAGAUGGACUCUUUGGUCCAAUUCAUAUCACACCUGCGAACGGAACGGCCAUGCCAUUUGAUUUGAUCUCAAAUACAAAGCAAGAUCUUCACCAACUAGCGUUAGCUGCUGCGAACCCUCAAAUUGUGAUGCUUUCAGACUGGAGUCAUUUUACCAGUGAAGAAUUGCACGACAUCAGUCUUGCUGCUGACAUUGAUCCUCUAUGCGGAGACUCAAUCCUGAUCAAUGGCAAAGGAUCUGUCAACUGUCCUGGAGUACCAUUUCUUAUGAGCCUCGUCCCACCUCCAGUGCUCCCAUUGCUCAGGGGAGCAAACUUAACUGACAAGGGUUGCCUUCCUCUUACGAACACCCUUGCACAGACAUCUUACCCUCACAAUUUCAGUGCUGUCCCUCCAACCCUGUUCGAGGGUUGCCAUGCCACUAACCCGGGAAAUGCUACGAUUAAUGCUGAUCCGCACAAGGGGUGGGUAAGCUUGAACUUUAUUAGCACUGCGAGUCUUCAAGAAAUGGUUGUCUCUAUUGAUGAUCACCCUAUGUGGCUGUAUGAAAUCGACGGCCGCUAUGUCGUCCCACAGUUGGUUGAUGCGAUGACGUUCUCCCAUGGCAGUCGACACUCUGUUUUCGUUCAACUGGACAAACCUGCACACAAUUACAUUCUUCGCGUAGCUGGAUCUGGUCUCAAUCAGAAGGUCUACGGCCAAGCCAUCUUUCGAUACAUAGGAUCCCCAGAUACCGUGAUCCCCCAUCCAUCAAUUAACUACUCUGGCGUCAACACAACUACAAACGUCAGAUUCCUCGAUGACAAGACCGUCGUGCCAUUCCCACCCGUCAUACCAGCCCAAACAGUCGACCAAACAUACAAGCUUCUUCUGAACCGCACCGGAGCAGCGUGGCAAUGGACCCUGAACAACGAUACCCCUUUCUCCCUCUCUCUUGAAGAGCAAACGCCACUACUAUGGGACCCGACCGAGCUUGCAGGGACUGGGUUAACUAUUACAACCAAAAAUAACACUUGGGUGGAUUUGAUUUUCUUGGUGACAAUCAGUGGUGGUCUACAGCCCCCACAUCCGAUCCACAAGCAUUCCAACAAAGGCCAUAUUAUCGGCUAUGGAGAGGGGGAAUUCAACUACACUGAUGUAGCUGAAGCGAUGAAAUACAUUCCCGAGAAUUUUAAUCUCAACAACCCACCGUACAGAGAUGGGUUCUACACCCUUCCCGCUGCUACAUCGUCUACUUGGAUGGUCGUCAGAUAUCACGUCGUGAAUCCUGGAGCAUUCUUGUUGCAUUGUCAUAUCAAUCCUCACUUGACUGGUGGCAUGGCCGUUGCAAUCUUGGAUGGCAUUGACGUGUGGCCCACAGUCCCGGCGGAGUAUGGACCUGGUGGAAACGGAGUGGCAAAGUGUUGAACUGUGGUGGCUUCGUUCCAUCAUGUACUGGCAAGAAUACUCAUAAUUUCUAAAUAUAAUUAUUUCUGG
Molecule: messenger RNA, 2072 nt
Organism: Hyaloscypha bicolor E
Lineage: Eukaryota; Fungi; Ascomycota; Leotiomycetes; Helotiales; Hyaloscyphaceae
Product: multicopper oxidase
Exons: 9
Coding region: 192-2003 (603 amino acids)
Molecular function (GO): oxidoreductase activity; copper ion binding
Source: RefSeq, a predicted model, not a curated record